AUGUCGACCCAAAAAUCAACAAAGCACAAGAAACGACAUCUGCCCACAGAUUCAUCGGGAUCCUCGUCAGCACAGCGCCCAACAGGCAAAAAACGUCAAGUAUACGACACGCUCAAUGUCGGCCUGGAUGUAGUGGCCAACAUAUCCGAGGGAUCAGAUGUACUCGCUCCUCUCAAGGCAGCUUGUCGAACCACCAAGUCAAUUCUCGAAGUCGCAGCAGAGAUCAAUCAAGAGGAAUGGAUUGAUCUAGCUGGACGUUUGAAGGAAUACAUGUCUGCGCUCGAGAAACAAAUCACCCUAUUGGAGGCAUAUCCUGAGGAAGACAUGGCCGUUGACGAGGCGUUUAGGCAACCGCUAAUCCACUAUGUCGAAUUUCUCGAAAAUAUGCACGAUACAAUUGUCGACCUGAAGGAGAAACGCAACCGCAGCAAGCUCAGCAUCUUUAAAGCGUUCAGCAAAAUGAAAAUUGACGCAGAAGAGAUUCGCAAACUCAAUCGAGACAUCGAGGACCGGCAUAGGCAAUUCAUGGAGGCCUUGAGUCUUUUUACAGCCUUGCGUAUUCAAAAUGUCGAGAGGAAUACCAAAGCCACCAAGGCGAACGUGGAGACCAUUCUUACAGACAUCGACGCCCAUGCUAUACUACAGCUACCGGUGGUAGCUUUCGUCGCAUCCUCAGUCCACAAGCCCUGUCUGAAAGGAACACGCGAGGCUGUUCUUCAGACCAUCUACCGCUGGGCCGACGAUGAUACGUCGGACAAGCCGAUAUUUUGGCUGUGUGAUAUCGCCGGCUCUGGCAAGUCCACAGUCGCAAUGUCUGCAGCAGAGACUUGGAGGAAGGAAGGAGUGCUAGGAGGCCGGUUCUUCUUCUCCAUUGCAAACAGUGAAGGAUCUACUACAGACAAGUUCUGCUCUACAAUAGCAAGAGACCUGGUCGACUACAUACCCAGGCUUGCGCCGCACGUCGCUGGAGCCGUGAAGCGGCACCCGUCGUUCAUGCGAAGCUCUCUAGAAGAACAGUUCCAGAAGUUCGUCAUUGAUCCCAUCCAUCAUAGUCAAGAACGUGUCAUUCUCGUCAUCGACGCUCUUGAUGAAUGUAAAUCUGGAUUGCAGCGAAGAGAGCUCGUCGAAACGCUUUCUACAGCUGUUCAAGGAACAAAAAACCUCAAGAUCUUCAUGACGAGUCGGCCAGAUCCCUUGGAGGACCGACUGCACGAUGUCAAGCAUCAUGAUAACAUUGGUGAUAUCGCAGUGUACAUACACAAAGCACUAGACAACGUGCUGCCGGAGGGCAAAAGGCAGAGACUGAUCGAAAAGGCCAACGGAUUGUUCAUCUGGGCGAGCACUGCAUGUCGAAUGCUCACCAGCCAGACAAGCUUAAGCCCUCCGGAGAUCACGUAUGAUCACCUCAUGUCCAUGGACAAGGCUGGGGCCAUAGACGAUCUAUAUAACCUCAUCUUUGUGCGCAUGGAUCCCGAGUUCCACACGAUCAUGUACAAGAUGCUCGCUGUACUGCUUGCAGCGUUUGAGCCGCUGACUGCGACGACGUGGACGACAUUCUCAAGCAUUCCGGGCGUACUUGUUGAGGAUGAUACCACGAGUCUAAUCCAAUUUCGGCACCCCACUUUCGUCGAGUACCUUCGGCGUUGCUCUGUAGCCCCACCCAUCGAUACGCGUAACAACGUGUAUAUCAGGAUUCCUGACGCACACGGCCAAGCCGCAGUUUGGUGUCUCAAACAUCUCACAUCGCGAAGAGAUGGUCUCAAGUUCAAUAUAUGUCAACUGGAGUCAUCUUUCUAUCUUAAUAGAGAGAUUCCAAACCUCGAUACGAGAGUAUCGAGAUUCAUUUCAAGACGCCUGCGAUAUGCCAGCUCUCAUUGGCUGUUCCAUGUGGCUGAAGCUGACGACAGCUGGCGGUCCAUCGUCAAGAAGGAAAUCCAACAGAUUAUUCAAGUUCCAUACGUGUUAUACUGGAUGGAGGUUCUGAGCUUGACCAGAGGAGUGCCACGAGCAAUAACCGGUCUUCGAGCUAUUAAACGCCACGCAGGACUUGAAACAUGGGAUGAAGUCAGCAUGGACCAAAUUCGACGGUUUAUAAUGGUAUUUUCAGUACCGAUUCAAGAGAGCGCCCCACACAUAUACAUUUCCGCACUCCCGUUCACCCCUACAAAUUCAAUAUUGCAUAUCGAGGGUGCGAAGAUGUAUAGUAAUACCCUCUGUGUAACCGAAGGCCUCGAGGAAAUGUAUCCUGGGCUCCCAAGUAGGCUUCGAGGUCAUGAAGGCAGAGUCAACGCCGUCGGAUUCUCGCCAGACGGCUCACAGAUUGUGUCUGGCUCGUGGGACAACACAAUUCGAUUGUGGGACGCGGCAACUGGUCAGGCUGUGGGAGAGCCACUCCGAGGUCAUGAAGGCAGAGUCAACGCCGUCGGAUUCUCGCCAGACGGCUCACAGAUUGUGUCUGGCUCGUCCGACAACACAAUUCGAUUGUGGGACGCGGCAACUGGUCAGGCUGUGGGAGAGCCACUCCGAGGUCAUGAAGAUUGGGUCAACGCCGUCGGAUUCUCGCCAGACGGCUCACAGAUUGUGUCUGGCUCGUGGGACAACACAAUUCGAUUGUGGGACGCGGCAACUGGUCAGGCUGUGGGAGAGCCACUCCGAGGUCAUGAAGGCAUAGUCAAGGCCGUCGGAUUCUCGCCAGACGGCUCACAGAUUGUGUCUGGCUCGGACGACAAGACAAUUCGAUUGUGGGACGCGGCAACUGGUCAGGCUGUGGGAGAGCCACUCCGAGGUCAUGAAGGCACAGUCAACGCCGUCGGAUUCUCGCCAGACGGCUCACAGAUUGUGUCUGGCUCGUCCGACAACACAAUUCGAUUGUGGGACGCGGCAACUGGUCAGGCUGUGGGAGAGCCACUUCGAGGUCAUGAAGGCAUAAUCAAGGCCGUCGGAUUCUCGCCAGACGGCUCACAGAUUGUGUCUGGCUCGGGCGACAACACAAUUCGAUUGUGGGACGCGGCAACUGGUCAGGCUGUGGGAGAGCCACUCCGAGGUCAUGAAGGCACAGUCAACGCCGUCGGAUUCUCGCCAGACGGCUCACAGAUUGUGUCUGGCUCGUCCGACAACACAAUUCGAUUGUGGGACACGGCAACUGGUCAGGCUGUGGGAGAGCCACUCCGAGGUCAUGAAUAUGAGGUCAAGGCCGUCGGAUUCUCGCCAGACGGCUCACAGAUUGUGUCUGGCUCGUCCGACAAGACAAUUCGAUUGUGGGACGCGGCAACUGGUCAGGCUGUGGGAAAGCCACUCCGAGGUCAUGAAUACACAGUCAACGCCGUCGGAUUCUCGCCAGACGGCUCACAGAUUGUGUCUGGCUCGUCCGACAAGACAAUUCGAUUGUGGGACGCGGCAACUGGUCAGGCUGUGGGAGAGCCACUCCGAGGUCAUGAAGGCACAGUCAACGCCGUCGGAUUCUCGCCAGACGGCUCACAGAUUGUGUCUGGCUCGUCCGACAACACAAUUCGAUUGUGGGACGCGGCAACUGGUCAGGCUGUGGGAGAGCCACUCCGAGGUCAUGAAAAUUGGGUCAACGCCGUCGGAUUCUCGCCAGACGGCUCACAGAUUGUGUCUGGCUCGUGGGACGACACAAUUCGAUUGUGGGACGCGGCAACUGGUCAGGCUGUGGGAGAGCCACUCCGAGGUCAUGAAGGCACAGUCAACGCCGUCGGAUUCUCGCCAGACGGCUCACAGAUUGUGUCUGGCUCGGACGACAACACAAUUCGAUUGUGGGACGCGGCAACUGGUCAGGCUGUGGGAGAGCCACUCCGAGGUCAUGAAGGCGGAGUCAGCGCCGUCGGAUUCUCGCCAGGCGGAUCACAGAUAGUCUCCGGCUCGUGGGACAAGACGAUCCGAUCAUGGGAUGCAGAAACAGGUGAGUUCAACUCAGCUCGCCUUCGAGAUUGUGAUGCGACUCGACAAAUAGCCUUGAGUGCAAACGCAAAUUCUUCUGGUAAAGAGUCUGUAUAUUCAAGCCUCAGUGAGGGUCUACCGGCCACUCCUCUAAGAAUCCAUGUACCUGGAUUCCAAAUUUGCUUACUCUCGCAGGACGGCUGGGUACAUUCUUCCGGCAAACGUCUCUUCUGGGUACCACCAGACAAUCGACGCGGACUAAAAUAUCCAUAUCUCCUGACAAUUCCAAACGAGGCUCCAUUCCGCAAGACCAAGUUUGAUUUCACCAAUUUUCAAUGUGGUCUCUCUUGGACAAAUGUUCGAACAAAUGUCCCAUAA
Serendipita indica DSM 11827 is the source of this 4275-nucleotide messenger RNA. NCBI's taxonomy places the organism in Eukaryota, Fungi, Basidiomycota, Agaricomycetes, Sebacinales, Serendipitaceae. The record is from the annotation of a GenBank genome assembly.